AUGGAGCAGCUCGAGACCGAGCCUGCUGCACCCGUUGCCGAUUCCGUUGCCGACGCCAUUGCUGAGCCUGCUACGACCGAUACCGCUACCGAUGCCGUUGCCGAGCCUGCUGCUACUACCGUGGCCGAUGCCGACGUGCUGGCCGACAUCCCUGCCCCUGCUGCUCCCGAUGACCAUCUGUCGGUCGAGUCGGACGUGAGCUCUUCCGACGACGACGACGAGCCCCAGCCCGAACCCGAGCCCGAGCCCCAGCCCGAGCCCGAGCCCGAGCCCGAGCCCGAGCCCGAGCUCCAGCCCGAGCCCAAGCAGGAAUGCCCUUCCCCUCCGCCACGCCGUGCCAACCCGCCGAUUCCGCCGGCACGUGCUGACUCGGACCCGGAGCCGGCAGAGGCCGAGACACCCGACACAUCGGCGCCCGACACAUCGGCGCCCGACACCGCUUUUCAAACCAUCCACGCGGCCAUGGCUCCGUCGGAAGAGGACCGCUGCCGGACGCUGGCGGUCGACGCCGAGCUGUCGUCGCUCAAGUCGAUUGAGUCGGUCUUCCAGGUCCGUGCCAUCUACGACUACCUUGCAGACUGGGUCAUGGAUGAAGAAGAGACGGUAGGCGGCCGUGCGGCGGUGGCCAAGUUUGUCAUGUCGUCGCUGCCGCGCCCGAUUCUUGCCCAAGUUUGGGACCGCGUCGAUACUGCACUCACGGGCGCCCUCGACCACGACCAGGUUCUCACCGCGCUCAAGCUCAUUGCCCUCAUCCAGCGCGGUGAAGGUGUGAUGACCUCGAUCCCACCGGGUUGGCACUCUGACCCUCCGGCAAACACUGUCGUGCUCCAGCCGCCGGUCUUCGACGGCGUCGAGUGGCCCGAGUUUGACGAGGACGAAGUCGUCGCCUACUUUACCGCCCUCGACGAGGCUGCCGCCGCCGCCGACGGCAACCCCUUUGUUCCUCCUGAGGAGUUGGUCAUUGCGCCGUCCAACGUGCCCGACGCACCUGCUGUGCCGCAGGGCGGCAUCCGCGACUCGAUGUUUGACGACACGGAGGGCAUGCUGUCUGCUUCUGGCUCCGAGGCCGACUUUGGCUCGACCUCUCCGACCUCUACUGCGCCGCCGAUGGCCACCCUUCCGUCGCGUUCGGCGUCCAAGGCCACCACUGCCACCGCAUCGAGCUCCAAGCCGUCCAAGGCUGCCCGAGUCGUUACUAUCUCGGCACCCGUGACCAAGGGCAAGGUCCGCAAACAUACCGAGUACCUGGUAACCACGAAGCCGCCAGACGUCUCAGUCCACCGUCGCUAUUCAGACUUUGUCUGGCUCCGCGAGCGGCUGGUCACCCUCUACCCGUAUCGCCUCGUCCCGCAGCUCCCUACCAAGCAGUUUGCUGGCCGCUUUGAGGAGCUCUUCAUCCAGAAUAGGAUGCGCGGCCUCGAAAAGUUCCUGCGCCUCCUCCUCGAGCGGUCAGACGUUUUCCGCUGGGAGCAUCUCGAGGGCUUCCUCACCUGUACCGAUGCCAAGGCUUUCGCCAAGCUCAAGAAGGAAAAGCUCGAGAAGCUUGACCAGGAGCUAGUCUUCAACCCCGCCGCCAAGCACGCCGUCGAGAAGCUUCCGCUUAGCUCGGAGAAGCAGGUUGCUGCCAUCGAGGAGCAGCUGGCCGUCUUCCGCACCCGCAUCGAACCGGUGGUCAUCGCCGCCGACGGCCUCGCUUCCAAGCGCUCUGAGCUUGCCACCGAGUGGGCCGGCUUUACCGACGCCUUUGGCGCGUGGGCCACUCCGCAGGGCGUCCCUCUCCUGUGGGCGCCCGACAACCAUCCGGUCAGCGACGUGGUUGGCGAGCUGACUGUCGCCGCCUCGCGCCUUGCCGACACCGCGCGCAACCAGUACGGCGAGGAGCAGCUGCACUUUGGUGACGUUCUCCGCGACGUGCUGGGCAACGCUGACUCGCUGCUCGAGAUCUACGCUGCAGCCGCGCUGCCAUUUGAGAAGCACGCCGGAUCCGUCAAGAAGACCGCCGAGGCCGAGGCCAAGCUUGCCCAGCUGGUUGCCAAAGGCAACGCCAAGGACAUCACCAAGCAAGAGGCCCUCGUUGCCCACCACAAGGAAAAGCUGGAGUACCGCAUCAUGUGGUGCGCCUUUGUCCGCAAGUGCAUCCUCGACGAGGUUGCCCACUUCCGCGCAAAACUCGCUGAUCGCAUGGCCUCGCUCUUUACUUGCCUCUCGCCACUCGAGGCCGAGCUCUCGCGCCAGAUCGUGGCGGUCUGGGACUCGCUCGCAGCGGCGUACACUCCCGAGUAAAGCACCUUACGAGACGA
This is a messenger RNA of Thecamonas trahens ATCC 50062, 2300 nucleotides long. RefSeq lists its product as uncharacterized. Lineage: Eukaryota; Apusomonadida; Apusomonadidae. The record is from RefSeq and is a predicted model, not a curated record. Gene Ontology annotation, molecular function: phosphatidylinositol binding; protein binding. Gene Ontology annotation, biological process: retrograde transport, endosome to Golgi. The transcript has 2 exons. Bases 1 to 2283 code for a protein of 760 amino acids.